This is a messenger RNA of Venustampulla echinocandica, 1047 nucleotides long. Its product is annotated as Ribosomal protein S5 2-like protein. NCBI's taxonomy places the organism in Eukaryota, Fungi, Ascomycota, Leotiomycetes, Helotiales, Pleuroascaceae. Gene Ontology annotation, molecular function: homoserine kinase activity; ATP binding. The transcript is spliced from 3 exons. Bases 1 to 1047 code for a protein of 348 amino acids. Gene Ontology annotation, biological process: L-threonine metabolic process. The record is from RefSeq and is a predicted model, not a curated record.
AUGAUAACCAUAAAAGUACCAUGCUCCUCAGCAAACAUUGGCCCGGGCUUCGAUGUCAUUGGCCUUGCGCUGUCGAUAUGGCUCGAGCUCCGCGUUGAGGUCGAGGACAAACCUACCAAGGCACCCCUCAACUGCGUGAUUACCUACGAGGGCGAAGGCGCAGAAGAGGUGCCGUUAAGCGCUGAUGCAAAUCUCAUUACGAGGACGGCGUUAUACGUCCUCAGAAGCUAUGGACAGAGAGCAUUCCCUGCUGAGACCAGGGUUCACAUCAUCAACCCUAUCCCCCUUGGCCGUGGCUUGGGCUCUUCGGGUGCGGCGGUGGUGGCAGGUGUCGCGCUGGGGAACGAAGUGGGGAAACUUGGAUUGUCGAAAGCCCGCAUGCUGGAUUAUUGUCUGAUGAUCGAGCGCCAUCCGGAUAACGUUGCAGCGGCGUUGUAUGGAGGAUUCGUGGGGACAUAUCUCAAUGACCUAAGCCCUGAAGACACCGAACGCAAAGAAAUUCCUCUCAGCGAGGUCCUCCCCGCCCCAGCAGGAGGUAUUGAUACUGGCGAAACUCCGCCUCAGCCGCCAAUCGGAAUCGGCCACUAUAUGAAGUUCCCCUGGGCCAAGGAGAUCAAGGCAAUUGCGAUCAUUCCCCACUUCGAAGUAGCGACUGCAGAGGCACGAGGUGUGCUUCCUGCUUCAUACUCGAGACAAGAUGUAGUCUUCAAUCUGCAACGGAUAGCUCUUCUCCCGUCUGCUCUCGGAACCUCGCCUCCGAAUGCAGAGCAAAUAUACCUAGCCAUGCAAGAUAAGGUCCACCAGCCGUAUAGGAAAGGUCUUAUCCCAGGUCUCCCGGAGAUCUUGCAGUCUGUCACCCCAAAAUCUCAUCCUGGACUUUGCGGUAUAUGUCUCUCUGGAGCCGGGCCCACAAUCCUGGCUCUGGCAACGGAAAACUUCGAAGCAAUUGCGGAAGCCAUAUUGGAGAUGUUCAAACAAAAGAAUCUCGAAUGUCGAUGGGAAUUAUUAGAACCAGCGGAAGAUGGCACCACAGUUACCUAUAGCUGA